Molecule: messenger RNA, 39669 nt
Organism: Pelobates cultripes (western spadefoot toad)
Lineage: Eukaryota; Metazoa; Chordata; Amphibia; Anura; Pelobatidae
Source: the annotation of a GenBank genome assembly
GUUUAUUCCGUGCGUUAGUAAGCCAUUACUGCGCACUGAGUGGGCGUGUCGCUCGCUGUGUACAACAAGUCGCCGUGUUACAGAGUGUUUCCUGAAUCCCCGGUCUGGCAAUGAAGGAGCCCUCCGCCUCUCCCGCUAACUCCACGGUCCCGGCCUUUCUCGUCAAGCUGUGGACGCUGGUGGAAGACCCGACCAAUGCCGACGUCAUCGCGUGGAACUGGGUAACGUGCGGCAUCUCGCCCAGUGUGUACAGCGCUCAAUGAGGGUGUUAGUAAAUACGUCACAGGCAGCGGGUAAUGGUAUACGCUGGAGGACAUGCCCUAACCUGGCAGGCCAGCAUUAAUCUCAAUAUAAUAUCCAUCAGGAUGCUCUCACAGAGGGAUAUAGCUGCUCUCUAGAAUAAUACUCACUGAUUACUAUAAGCAGGUCAGGGAAAUUAUAUUGUAUCUGAAAGAAUAGUUACCUUCUUAUUGAUAAGAGCUUUGCAUCCUAAACAGAGUAUGGACGUCUCUACAUAUUUAAAGUCUUAUUAUGUUAUAUACAAUUGGUGCUAAUAAUAAAAAAAUAAAAAAAAUAAUUGUCAUAAUGCUUGUUGUUAAACUUAGUUAUGUCAAAGAUUUCAGUUUUUAGAAGUUACAGUGCAAAUAUCGCAAGGAGUGAAUUCUGGUUUUAAUGGAAAAUAUGCUAAAUUCGGUAAUAUAAUAAAAUACUCCACAUAUAUAGCUUUACCAGAUUAUUUAUUGAUAUGACCUUAUUUUGCUCUUUGCUUGCUUUCCAGAGGAGCUGUGUGUUGACCCUGUUACCAUACCGAUCAGCAUCAUACUUUAAUGUAAUUUGUAGGGAUAAUUGUGGGUAAAAAAUGAUUAAAUAACUUAGUUUAGUAACCCCAUCACUAUCUCAAAACAAUCACAGUAAUGAUAUUCCUUAUCUAUUCUUAUGCUGAAGCACUGACAGUGAAGCCAGCAUGUCAGUGAUGUGGGCCUGCCCUGCCUGGGGAAACAUUCACAAGUAAGGCCAAUAGCAAAGGUAGGAUGUUGCAGUAAUGUGAGGAAUGUACAAAAAACACACAAGAGAAGACUCAACAAGUGGCUGUUCUACUGUGUAGACUCCCAUUUCUGUUUGCAUGGUAGUGCCUUGAGGGAUAGAGGAAUUGACAUAUUACCUGUGAGGUUGCAUCAGAAAAUGUCUAUUACGUGUAUUUUUAUCCACACUUCACUGCUGCUUUACUACCCAUUUGCAGCUUCUCAGGGCUCUAUGAAUAGGUGGCUGAAGCAAGUUGCCAUGUGGUUCCUUUCGUCCUCUUGCACAUCCUAAAAUCGGUGCUCAUCAGUGCCGUCAGGGAAGGGGCCCACUCAGAGGGUGAUCAGCUGAAGAGAUAGAAUCAUGUCCACAGUGUUAACAUGUAAAGAUCUCACUUUAUUGAACAUACCCCUCCCUGACAGUGGCCUUGCUAAUUUGAAUUGCUUUCUUCUUGGAGGUGAGCCAGUUGACUUUGUGCCAUCUUCAGCUCCUGACACAUGGAACUGCUUUGCUGGUGUACGAAAGGACAGAAGGAGCUAUAGUGUAAGGCAGGGGUUCCCAAUUAAUUUUUCAUGUGGAACCCCUUGACAUAGUGUAUCAACAUUGUGGAACCCGCCAAUUCCCACAAAAAAAAAAAAAAGAAAUUAAGAUUUUUCUCUGUUUGUGCCUGUGUGUGUGUGUGUAUAUAUCUUACACACAGUGUGUAUAUGUCUGUGUAUCAAGGUGUGUUUGUAUGUACCAGUGUGUAUGAAUCUGACACACAGAUAUACACACUGGAAGAUAGUGCCGCACACACACUGCCACAGAUACAUACACCUUGACUCACAGUGUGUGUGUAUCUGAUGCACAGAUACACGCACAUAAUGAGAUGCACACUGACACACGUUGACACACCAACCCACACUCAGAUACCUAAACACAUACAAACUCCCUACCAAACACACAUACAAUUUUUUUUUAAUUAUUUUUAUUUUUUUUAACAUUUUACUCCACACAGCCCCCCUACCUUACGUGCGCCUCUUGGUGAUGCCGGAGUGACGUCAUAUUCCGGCUCCAGCUUCAUUGCUGAGCAGGGAAAUCACUGCUCACUUGCCACCCUCUGCCAUUUUAUUUUUUAAACUUUUGGUGGAACCAUAAUUGGGAAACGCUGGUGUAAGGAAUGUGGAUUUGUAUUCCUUGCAUUAUACAAUUGCCUUGCAAAUACAUCUCAAUGAGCUGCAAGAAGGGGUAGACUUGUAAAGGCUGCAAACAGCUUUUCCAAGCUGUUUUUAGAUAUACCCCCAGUGAAAAGAUGCAUAAUUAAAUGCAUUCAUGUUUUCAUAGUGGUUAUAUCUACCACAUAGUUAUUUUUAUUUUAUAUUUGGGCAUUGCAGUCUUUUAAAGCUGUUUUGAGUACAACCUUUAGGAGUUAAAAUGUUAAGUCCUGAUUUUGAUUAUGCAAUGAAAAAUCAAAUAUGUUAUUUUUUGCAAAUCAGAUUUGAGUGUAUUGUGUCACAUCAUAAAAUAAAUUGGGCUUCCCAUCUGGCAAUUAAUUGAAAAUAAUAGGUCACUUUUGCUAGAGGCAUGCAUAUCUCAGUAAAAUAAAUUCCAUUGGAAAUAUUUCCCUCAUUGAAAUGUGCUUGGUCCUAAAAAGACUAGGGACAACUGGUUUAGAUUUUUAAAGACAACAGUUCAUAUACUGCUGCAUGUAAUACUUUUGCAAUUUUGGAUUUAUCAUCACUCAUAUUCAUAUGCUUAGUUAUUUGGCAGGUACAGGCAUGAAAAAAUUCUUGUUAAAUGUAUAUUGUCAGAACAUUCAUGCUCCUUGCUACCUCCUCUGGCUAAAACAGAAUUAUCAUAAUGGGAUUCACAAAACCACAAAUUAAAAGUUGAGGAUGACACGUUACUCUGCUACAAUCACCAUAAAAAACACACUAUAGAAUGUGCACACAAUUGCCAGUUAUUGCAGAGCUUAAAGUGUUACUCCAAUCCUUUUUCGUUAAAUAUAUAUAUAUUUUAAAUUUAGAAUAACCCUUUGGCCUUAAUAGAUCUCGCCUAUAAAGGGAAAGAAAAAAACUGUUGCAGAAAUUACCAGGAAUCCAGUGCUGGGCAUAGCAAACUGUGCUGGUUUCCACACCUUUAUUGACAUCACAGCCAACCUUGCAAGGUCCAAUCAAAUGCUUCUCAUAGGGAAAGAGCUUGGGGGGUGGGGGUAUAUUUAAAUUAAAAAAAAAUAUAUAAUUACACACACAUAAGUCAAUAUUGCAUGGAGUAAUGGGAUGGCACAUUCAAGCUUCCCCUUGCAGGCACUAGAAGGCUGUAUCUGUCGCCAGCAUACAGUGUGUUCUGACAACAGACAUAUGUUUUGCACAGAAAUAACAUUUGUCAGCACAGAGAAGAGUGCCAGGGAUGCAAUUAUCUCCGUUUGUGCAGCAUUUCAAGCAGAAUAUGCAGACUUCUACCACCAUGGCCAUUUCUAAAAGCAGUUGUCCUGGUGGUUGGAGUAACCAUUUAAUAAAUUCAGUUAAAUUUUGUUUCAGUACUCUCUCUUUUUCCAAUGUGAGACCAGUGAGUUUGUCGCAGUGUAGAAUGGAGCAUACAGGGAGCAUGGUGUCAAGGUGGACCAGUGCUAGUUUGUCCUAAGCUGAAAUGUUGCAUUGUAUCACAUUGAGGUGUUGCUCUAAUAGGGCUUAUCAGCCUCUUAUAAUCAUGGUACAUCAGUUCUGCACUUUCUGUAUAUGUCACAAAUGGUAAAAAAAAAAUUUCUAAUUACCCAAUGCACUGUACACUUGAAUAUAUGUAUAUUCCUACAGUCCUCCAGAUUAUAUGCUUACCAUUUUAUUUAUUUGUGAACACAGUACAUUUGAAUGCAAACUGUUCUGGAGAACUUUCAGGGUUCUUAAUAGUUAAAACUUUUUUUUAAAAUUAUAUAUAUCUCAAUUUAGUACAUCUUUCUCUUUGGCAGCAUGUUUUAUACAGAUUAGAGUUAGGUUUCUGAUUUUAUUCUCUCUCCUGAAGAUGUAAUGUUUUUGAAUAUUUCAAAAUGGGUUUUGUUUUUUUACUUAUCAGAAUGGGCAGAACUUUUGCAUUUUGGAUGAACAGCGGUUUUCAAAAGAAAUUCUUCCCAAGUACUUUAAGCACAACAACUUGUCCAGUUUUAUACGGCAGCUUAAUAUGUGUAAGUACUGAGUGUCCUCAUUUGUAUACUUUGUCUUUCGAUGUACCUGUCAUCAGAAAUGUGGCAAACUAGUAAUAUGAAUUUACUGUACUUGCUCCCCCAGGUGUUUAGUCUUUUCUACUAUGUUUAUUGAGCAAUCUUCACACAUCUAAAUUACCAAUAUCCUAUAAAAAUUUGUUUAACGUGACAGCAGCGAUAGACUGAGACCACUGGGCUAACCCACACUUGUUUUUGUUAAAGGGACACUAUAGUCACCAGAACAACUACAACUUAUUGCAUUUGUUCUGGUGGGUAGAAUCAUUUCCUUCAGGCUUUUUGCAUUAAACACUGUCUGUCUUUUCAGAGAAAAUACAGUGUUUAAAUUAAAGGGACACUAUAGUCACCUGAACAACUUCAGCUUAAUGAGGUUGUUUAGGUGAGAACUAUAGGUCCCUGUAGCCUUUCUCAUGUAAACACUGUAUUUUCUGAGAAAAUACAGUGUUUACAUUCAAAGCUAGGGACACCUCCAGUUGCAGUCACUCAAACUGCCACCAGAGGGACUUCUGAGUUGAUUGAGGCAUAAAACGCCUCAAUCCACUCAGAUCUGCUGUCAGCAGAGCACAGGGCAGCACUGUGCACGAUCAUCCUGUCUGCGUGGGAGUGGCUUGAGCGGACAAGCUGAAGACCGGAGACCGAGGAGGAGGAGAGUAUUCAAACUGUAAGUAAACUUAUUUAGUGAGUGUGGAUAUGGAUGAUGCGCAUGGAUAUGGAUGAUGGGCAUGGAUGGAGAAAGUGUGUGUGUCUUAAAUUUUUUACUACUUGUGUGCUUGCAUAGAAACACUAUAUAGAGGUCUCUAUAUAUAGUGUUUCUAUGCAAGCAUGCAAACACACGGUUUGGCUGAGGAAGGGGGCGGGUAUAGAAAGCGAGCUGAGCGGUCAGUCAGCUCGCGAACACGCACAUGCGCGGUUCAGCGCUGAGGUUCUUCAUAGAGCGGCAUUCAAUGCCGCUCUAUGAAGAUUGCGAUUGGUGCAGCAUGAAACCGUGAAUGCGCACCACAUCGCGAUGACGCUUCUCAAGGAGAAGCAUCCUGUUGGGCCCUACGAUUUCAUCAUUUUGCUGCAAAAGGGGGUGUGGCCUAGCGGGGAGCUUGGCACUGGAAUGGAGGUAAGUUUUAUUAUUAAAACUUACUCUGAAUUUUUAUUUUUUAUUUUUUUUUAAAUGGCAAGUUCAUAUAAAAGCAAGAAAGAAGGCUGGGGGACCUGUCUUUCAUGCUUUUAUAUGUUGACUAUAGUGUCCCUUUUAAAGCCUAGGGAUACCUCCACUGGCCACUCCACAGAUGGCUACUAGAGGUGAUUCCUGGGGCAGUAGAUCAACUGAUCAACUAACAGUGGAAAUACUGUAGCAACAAAGAGAUUCGCUGUUAUACAUUUUAAAGGAAUACUAUUGUGUCUGGAAUACAAAUCUUGAAUCAAUGCUUUCCUGUGGGGUUGUCCUAAUGAGAUCGGGGCACUCUCUGCAGUAUCUCCGGAGGUGGGUACAGGUAAGUGACAGAAGGGUUUUUAACCCUUUCUACACGGGAGAGGCGCACAUGUGAGGGCGGCACUAUAGGGUACUGUAGUGCUUGGAAUACAAUUGGGUCCCUAUCUUAUAGUUCUACUUAAACACAGAAGCCAGAUUUGGAUAUCGGGUAAGCCAUUGUCUUGCACCCAAAAGGUAUGGGAGUGGGUGAGGCCCAUAAAUAUGAAAAUUAUAACUUUGUACAUGCUUGCACAUGUUCAGGUGCGGACAGUUAUGGGAGGCCUACAUUACCAAUGUAAGACAAGUCCUCAAUGCUUGCAGUAGAAGUUAAUUGGGUUUUAAAAGUCCUGCUGUAGGGAUUCCUCUUGCAGUUGAACUUGGGUUAGCUUGUUAAACCUCGUAGUCCUCUAUUGUCACAUCUGUCUUGCAAUAAAGCUCAUGGGAAAGUAUGGGAUCUAGUGCAAUUUUAUUAGUCUGCUCCUCACACACCACAUUUCCCUGUCGUGGCUCAUUUUCUUAUGGAUAAAUCCAUGUUCCUUAGCGUGAGAGUUUUUCCCCUCUUUAAAUGGACAAUGUAAGCAUUAAUACUACUUCAAUGCAUUUGAUGGGGUUUAACUUCACUAAAAUCUUUAUAGUUUUUAGUCUUUAUAGUUUUUUUUUGGCAUAAGGGGCAUUGGCUAACGGGGCAGGUUUAUGGUGCAGCAUUCUGAAAGCAUUUAUUUUGUGGAAAAAAAUAUUUAAGCAUGCAAAAAAAAGUUGUAUUGGUGCCUGGAGUGUUCCUUUAACUCUUAACACCAUUUAGCACCACCUGUUCUCUCUCUCUUUACUGUCUUAGAUAAGCAGUGGGUUACCAAUCAAGCAAGUUUUUGCAGCUUAACUAAUUAAUGUCGCGCCCCAUUGGCAUACUGUGGUUUUCAGCGUUUUGCAGAAUGUUUUAGAAUUUCUUUGACAUUCUAGCUCCAUAAAAAAUCUUUACAAAAAGAUAAAGUAGUCCAUAAUCUGUAUAAAGUGUGAGUUUGGUUUAAAAAAAAAAAAAAAAAAGUGGGGCUUUCGCUAGUGCCGCUUGUGGGAAAGAGGCAUCUUAUCACGCAAACUGGCCCAAUUCUAGGGUUCUGCAUUAUUUUCUGUAGAUCUCAAUGUUGCAGUCUCACACAUACUUUCAUCAUUCCGUUGCAUGUGUAUAUUACACAUUAAAGAACCCUCCACACCAAAACUAAACAACUGUCUAUUUCUUAAAGAAUUAGGCACAUUUUAUAAAGUGCCACUAAAACUGUCUAUUUCUUAAAGAAUUAGGCACAUUUUAUAAAGUGCCACUAAAAUGGGAUGAUCUUUACCCAUAGCACUUCAGCAGGUUCUGUAAUUUUUAUCCACUUACAUUUUCUUGUAUUCAUUUGUCUCAAUUAAAGGGAGGGGGGUGAGAGCUGAGUUUGAAAAUAACGUGUAUAUUUAGUACCACUCCUUUGAUACAUUUUAAGGUGGCUUACUUUCAAGUUUCCCUUUAUUUGCAGAUGGCUUUAGGAAGGUCAUGAAUUUGGAAAGCGGACUUGUGAAAUCUGAUCGUGCAACAGCAAUAGAGUUCCAGCAUCCUUGUUUUAAGAAAGGAAAGGCGGAGUUACUUGAAUUCAUCAAGCGUAAGGUAUGUUUAUAAUUGAGCAUUAUAUUAUUACAUUAAACAAGGUAUGUGGAACUGGAUAAAAAGAUCCAGAUAUAGCAAAAAAACAUCAGACAAAAAUAGUACUCACAAAUGCAGCAAAGCCUCUCAGUGCUGCUCAAACAGUGACAAUCCACAGUGCAAAUCAAACAAAUAGAGGCUGCGCAAAAUGUUGCUAUGUGCACAAAGUGCUACCAAAAUUUAUUGGAGGACAGAAUAAUAAACAGACGUUUCGGGUACAACCCUUUUUCAAUGCACCUUGUCCCUCAAUGCAUCUGUUUAUUAUUCUGUCCUCCAAUAAUUUUUGGUAGCACUUUGUGCACAUAGCAACAUUUUGCGCAGCCUUUAUUUGUUUGAUUUGUACUGUAUAUUAUUGCAUUAAAAGAACCUAUAGUGGUAACCUGCUGUGAUAAAAAUGAAACAAACUGGCAGUAAUUUAUACAGACCAGUAUUUUAACUGCAUUAGUUAAUAUAUACCUUGUACGGCAGACAUUGGUGACAUGUUUAACUUCAGGAACACUGUUAGAAAUACAAUCCUGCCUUCCUAACGUUUAAAGAAAUAUUAAAAUAAACCAUUAUUACUUUACCAGCUCCUUGGUAUUGAUCUCAGCCAAUCCAGUGCUUCGAUUGGGUGCCUAGUAUGCAUGUGCCAUGCUAUGCCUAUCAGCAUCUCUUCAUACAGGUGCAGUGACACAUUGCAUCUUUAUGGGGUAGUGUUCCGCGUCUGCUUGCGGAGUAUGGGACACUGAAUGUCUGUAAUGCAAAGGUUUACAAGAUCGCAGCUGGGAGACCCUUUUCUGGAGUUUACUUGUUAAAUGUUAGAGGAGAAUGAUAACUCCUACCUCUCCCCAUUCCAUAUGUCUGACAGAAAUCUAAUGGAACGUGGGGUUCUAAGAUGUGUUCCAUGAAAUCUUGCAACAGCAUGUUGAACAAUACAUUAUGGUACUGAUGUCUCUGACCUAAAAUUCUAGAUUCAUUAAAUAUCACAUGCUUUUGGAGGUGCUCUGACAAUUGGUACAGGCAGGGAAAACAAGUGCACAAUUCUCUAGGUAAUACAGAUCUGUUUUAACUUAAAAAAAAUGUAAGGGUGCAGAAUUAGCUUAUGGCCAUUGCGCAAACAAAAAACACACUUUAGGUGCUGCCAGCGCACACACCACAGGCAGGCAUAAUUUGGAAUUUAAUGAAUAGCAAUAUUAGUGACUAGGUCUAAGCACGAUCCCCAAGAUUUCUAAUUUAACAGAGCACUAUAGUGACUCGUUUUCCUGGCAUUAUAGGGUUAUUAGGUCUCCCUCCCGCUGGCCUGAAGGUGUUAAAACCCUUUCAGCCACUUACUUUAAUACAGCGCCGGGCUCACUCAGCGCUGGUGACCUCCCCUCCCCCUGCCGAAGUCAGCUCCGAAUGCGCAUGCGCGGCUAGAUCCGCGCGCGUAUUCAAACCACCCACAGGAAAGCAUUACUCAAUGCUUUCCUAUGGACAUCCAGUGUCAUCUCAGUGUGAUUUUUCACACUGAGAAUCGCAGAAGCGGUCUCUAGUGGCUAUCAGGAAGACUGCCACUAGAGGCUGGAUUAAUCCUCAUUGUAAACAUAGCAGUUUUUCUGAAACUGCCAUGUUUACAGCUGCAGGGUUAAAACUAGGUGGACAUGGCACCCAGAUCUCUUCAUUGAGCUGAAGUGGUCUGGGUGCCUAUAGUGGUCCUUUAAGUUACUGUUAUUUUGAGUCAGGACAAGUAGAUUGCGCUACCACUAAAAGUCCAUUGGGCAAGUAAAGGGGCGGGUGUGUGUGUGUUUUGUGUAAUUUUAAUUUUAAAUUUUUUUUUUUUUUUUUUUCUUCUGUGCAGGCUGCCCUGUUUUCCUCUAUUGUUCGUCUUAUACAAUCACCACUAUCAAACAUUUGGGCUGGAUUUAUGUAACUCCUUAGGGCAGGUCUUGACAAAUUUGCUUGGAAUUUAGGAGCUGACAAAAAAAGGUAGCAGCUAGAUUUUCCAAUGUCAAAAAUAAAAUUCUUAAAGGGACUCUUAAGUCACCAGAACCACUACAGCUUAAUGUAGUUGUUCUGGUGUCUAUAGUCUGUCCCUGAACACUUUGCAUUGUUGCCUAGUAACAAAUCUAGUGACAGUCACUCAGGCGGCCUAUAGAGGUGCAUUCUGGGUCAUUGCUGCACAGUGCGCAGCAACUAUGUUCAGCGUCUCUAUCUCCACACCCUGCAUGGAAGCAUUGAACGUUCCCCAUAGAAAUGUAUUGUUUCAAUACAUCUCUCUAUGAGGAAAUGCUAGUUGGCGUAGCGUGGCGUUUUGCCACACAUGCACAAUAGCCUCCCAAUGCUUUUCUAUGGGGAAAACAUUGGAUUGGCUGAGAUCAUCAAAAUUGAUGAUCGCAGUGAUGGAGGCAGGGCCAGCUCUGGUGAGACCAGCACAGUGUUUCCAUGUGAUUCAAUGGGUUCCGGUAACCUGAACAGACAAUCGCUGAAAGACGCACACUGAUUGAUAGUCACUUACACACACACUCCCUGUCACUGCAACAAUCACCCAGCCUUCCCUUUGGAAGAGCUGAAGUAAUUUGACUUUCCAUGGGGUCCAGUGGGGCUUCUGUCAUCUCUCUGCUCUGAUCCCGGUUUACUGAUUCCGAAGGCAGAAUGUCAUAUUCCGGCCCCUGCUCUCCUUUUAGCAGGCCGCCAGCACGCAGCCUACUACCGUCUGGGCUGAAUAGGUAGAAAAAUCUCAGACGCAAGGGCGCCUGGGAUUUGUUACUAUUUAUUCUAUUACUUAAAAUCAAAGUGGAUAAAAAUCAAGAUAUUAUUUUUUAUUUUAUUUUUUUAUACUUAAAAGCAAAAAAUCUUCAAUAUGAAACUCUGCACAUACUGAGAUGUUUUACAUUGCUGUCAGAGGUUUAACUCCAUUCCCAGCUCUGUCAUUUGUACGUCAGCUCACGUGUAUUAAAGUUCUAGGCUGGCUAAUGUCAGUUCUGUGCAUAUUUAUUGCACAGUGGGUCAUUUAUUGGCUGAAAGUGCUCAGCUGACUCUUCCAGACAUCGAAUGACUGGUGGGAUAUGCAUCUGGCUUCUGCAGAAGCAGAAUGUGCAUCACCCAGCACCAGAGGAUGCUAGUCACCCAGGGGUGACCCAGGUUAGAGGGCAAACCAUUGCAGUUCAUGUUUUUAAAGAUAUUUAAGAAUGUCCAUUAACAAACAUUGAUAUUUAACCAAACACAAUUAGUUAUAGUUAAAUAACACCAUUUUAAAUUGUUUUUCAAAUAUGAGUGAUAGUUCACCUUGCAAUGAUUUCAUCAUUCUAUACCAUAUGAUGUACUUUUAUAAGAGACUUAUAGACCAUGAGUCCUCCUGUGAGAGAGGAGCAUGUCUUUUGUAUUGCAUAAAUGCCAAGUCUGGUAAUGGAAGGUAAACGUCUUAAUUAUUUGACGCCGUAGUUGUUGUGGUGCUUAAAACCAUAACAACUACUAUAUGAGUCUUAUACACAGCCCAAUAUCAAAGUAUAAGUUACGAAUGGGUGGUGGGUUUUUAUUUACUUUAAAUAGUUUGCAUUGCAUGUCUGGGUGAGGGCCAUGGGGAGGACCCUUCACAAACCCACUUCUGUAUUAAAUCCGUUGAGAACCAUUCCACAGUAGUAGAGGCAAGGGGGUGGAAGUAAUUAGCAGUAUUACUAUUGUCUGUUGCUUGUUUCUAACAGUAAAAUUAGGACAGAUCCAAGUUCUCAGAUUUUUAUUAAAAUGUCUAAUAUUGCAUGGAGAAAUCAACUAUGUAUAGAAGUUAUUUUUGUUCAAGUGAUUUAUUAAUUCGUAGUUUGAAUUAAACAAUUCUCUUAAAUUGAAAAUUAAUCUGCACAUCUAAUUAGUUAUAUUCCCUAAUAGUUCGCCAGAGGGAGACAUUUAUAUAUAUAUAUAUAUAUAUAUAUAUAUAUAUAUAUAUAUAUAUAUAUAUAUAUAUAUAUAUAUAUAUAUAUAUAUAUAUAUAUAUAUAUACACAUAUACAUACACACACACACAUACGCUGUUUUAAGGCCAUUUGGCCUGUAUUUGUGGGAGGGGCUUAAAUUAGUUCACUCCCCUAUAUAAGGGACACCCCUUACCUGACUCAUAUCGCUUGAGGUCAGCAUCAGAAUGAUUUCCACUUCCGGGUCAUCCAGACGCCAUUUUACCUGAUUACUCCAUGAGGUUUUCUAAGCUGAGCUGUGUCAGGAAUUCAGCCACAGGCUUUUCCGGCCUUCCACAUUCUUUCUUCAAUCUAUCGCUGUGGAUGGUGUCCAAGUGACUCACAAACCGUAAGUCGACCUACCCGUUACGCCAGGCAUCAGUCCCACGGCACCAUGCACGGGUCAGGUCCUCACUUUACGGCUGCAUUUUGUCUAAAUCUGUCCUAAAACCAUUGGAUGUUCAUGCAUAUCAUUUGUUUAAAUUCACUUGUUUUAUAUCUGUCACUAGCUCAUUUCGAGCAUUAGCAUACUCCCAAACGGGAACACAUUCUGUUUCAAUUGUCUAAACAUACUAGGCAAUUCUGUGCGUGCAUUUCGAAUCUUACUGCUCGUUUCGUUUUGUUUCCCUGACAUACCAGGCUCACGGUUCGUGCAAUUUUCUACCAAACGGGUACUAGUUCAUGCAUUUACUAUUGUACUACACACACGCUUCGUGCGUUUACAACCAUGAACAGAACUUUGGUUUGUUACAAUGACUGUUAUUAAGCUAUUAUGUUCACUUAUUGUAUAUUGUCAAACGGCACUGUUUGUUUCCCUGUCACACAACUAUAAUGCUGGGGCAUAGCUCACAAACAAUGUUUCACAUAAACCACACUGAGCCCUACAGGUCACUCUCAAAAUCUCACGUUAACCUUGCAUUUGGAUUAACCCCUUAAGGACCAAACUCUGGAAUAAAGGGAAUCAUAUGUCACACAUGUCAUGUAUCCUUCAGGGGUUAAAGGGUAUUUUACCAUACAAUCAGCAUUUCUGACCCCUACUGGUCAACAGCAAAACUGUCUUCACAUGUCAUAUACAAUUACCAGCCAAUAUAAAUUACACAUAAGAUUGUUUUAAACAUAACCAUAAACCAUGAAUUAAACUCCAACACGGGCUCAACUUCAGGUUUAAUUCACAAUAAUUUACAUUUCACAUUAAGACUAACAGUGGUUCUAUCAACACUGCCACCUACAGGUCUGUCAAGUACAUUGACAAUUUUCAUGGGGUUUUUCAUGGGGUUUUUCAUGGGGUUUUACAAACACCAAAACACUGACCCUUAUAGGUCAACAGACAAACAACAUUUCACAUACCAAUCAGUAUCAACUACACUGCCACCUAUAGGGCACUCGGCAGAUCUCCAGUGCACUUGCAUUUUGCAACUCCAUGUUCACUUGCCAUUCAAUAAGGCAUACAACAAUUCACAUAGCAAGCAGUAUAUCAAUAUCUGUUAUAAAUACACAUAUUAUUACAUAGUAGCACACGCAUCUGUAUAUACGUAACUGGUAACAUGGUUCACUUACAUACGGCACUUAAUGGGUUAAGAUUGAUACAUAUUUAACCAGUAUGGAUAUGAUGUUUAAUAUUUACAUAUCACGGCACUUUACUUUCACAUAUACUGUAUGUUUUAAGAUAAGCUUGGUCUAUGCCAUAUUUCCUUAUGCCAUAAUUUUAUCCAUUCAGGUUACAGUUACUACUAAAAAACCUAUACGGAUUGUCCGGUUCAAUACCAUACUACCAGGUACGUACACCUGCUCACGUAAUUAUCCAUCUCUUACCUUCCCUGGAAUAGUAAUAGUGUACCGGCAAUUAGGGUUCUAGGGCCCAAUAGGUAUUACCCCCUUUUUUCUCUGCAUUAUGCUUCGGUUAGUGGUCCCGCGAGGCCAACACCCCGCCUCACACUCGGAGGCAUACACCCCUCGGGCCACUCGUGAGCUAGCCGCCUCGCAUUGUAUCAUAGAGAGGGCCUCACCUGUCACUCCCCUUCCUAUUUUUCUGGUUACUGUCACCGAGAGGCCAACAUCCUGCCACAACGUUCGGUGGCCACACAAAAUCCCCUCGCGCCAAGCAUAGAUAGAGCCUCUCAAGCCACUUGGCAACUAGCAGGGCCUCACCAGUCACCAAAAAACACCAAGCCUAAUCGUUUCGCCUUACGGCUUAGCUAGCAAGCCGGUACAAGACCCCUGGGUACAAAUAUAUAAUUGCAAUCUUUAUUGUUAUUUAAGUAUUUCUCAAAAAGAUGGUAAAGAAUCACCUCUUCCUAGCACCACGGCUAGAAGUGAUACACCUUCAUCUCUUACCUUCCCUGGAAUAGUAGUAAUGUACUGGCAAUUAGGGUUCUAUGGCCCAAUAGGUAUUACCCCUGUUUUCUCUGCUUUAUGCUUCAGUUAGUGGUCCCGCGAGGCCAACACCCCGCCUCACACUCGGAGGCAUACACCCCUCGGGCCACUCGUGAGCUAGCCGCCUCGCAUUGUAUCAUAGAGAGGGCCUCACCUGUCACUCCCCUUCCUAUUUUCUGGUUACUGUCACCGAGAGGCCAACAUCCUGCCACAACGUUCGGUGGCCACACAAAAAUCCCCUCGCGCCAAGCAUAGAUAGAGCCUCUCAAGCCACUUGGCAACUAGCAGGGCCUCACCAGUCACCAAAAAACACCAAGCCUAAUCGUUUCGCCUUACGGCUUAGCUAGCAAGCCAGUACAAGACCCCUGGGUACAAAUAAUAAUUGCAAUAUUUAUUGUUAUUUAAGUAUUUCUCAAAAAGAUGGUGAAGAAUCACCUCUUCCUGGCACCCCGGCUAGAAGUGAUACACCUUCAAGCAGAGGAGAUGUGGCUCCAACCUAAGGAGGCGACAAAUCCCCUACCCUGCCACAGCAAGGAAAGCAGAGUUAUUCAAACUCCUCCAUACAUCAACGGACAACACGGAGGCAGGGGAAGGCCCAGCAACACCAACUCAGGUGACACCCAGGCCAUGCUAGCCUCACUCAUAAACUCAUGAGCCAAAAAAUUUACGACAGACUGGCAAUCUCGAGUCAGUCACAGCCCUCACAAGGCUGGGCCUCACGCUACUGUACAACCAGCACCAACCGAAACUCGGUUACUUGGUACAAGACGUUAACCCUGCACAUAUGAUCCCGGCACAUUGGGGAAACAAGGCAUAUAUAUGUAUGAUGUAUCUAUGAUGGUCAGACCCAGGGAUUCUAGGUAAAUCGGGAACUGACCAUCCCUUGGUUGUGUUGGCAUUUGGAAUAUGUAGAGAUGCUUAUUUGUGCAGGUACCCAUACAGAAGGGAUUUUCUCCCAAACAAACAGGCGAGCACUCUCAGGCUCCAGGUACCAGCACCUCUGAACUACCAGAGACAAUUGGUAUUAGUAGUUGCAUUGCAUAUAUGUUCAAAUCAUUCAGGGCACAUGACAAACCAUGUGUCCCAAUACAACUUACAAAUAACGUACUCACCAUCUGUACACACCAAUGCAUUUUCAACACUACUGACUCAUCACCCUUCCAGACUUGUAGUAGAUUUACUAAGGCUCUGGAGCUUCAAAGGGCUCCCAUACAGGUAUAAAUAAACUCUCAAGAAAUAUAGUAUGCCCUCACUUACAGUCAGCACAACAGAACCGUCGGCUGUAAACACACUCAUAGCCAAGAUUUGCAGAGGGGUUUUUACUUGGGUUUUCCAAUCUCCACCAUUUACAGCAUGGCACCAAACACAUUGGUAUUGUCACAAGGGAAUCUUCCCUUAAACAAAGACUAACCAUAGACUUAUUGGCACCACACACCUUCGCUACCCCAAGUCUCAACUCCCUCAUACCCUCCGAGGAGUUUCCUUACUAUACACACCAUUGAUCUACCUUUACAGCGAUCACUCAAGCAUGGGUUGAAGCUUCGUUAAGUAAGACCAAUAUCAUCAACACAGUAAACGGCUACCAUCUACCCUACAAACUGGCACUUACAUGGCAUAAAAUGGGCAAUCCUAUCCCCGCUAAAAGCAGCUGCUGUGGCAUGGGGUAAAUCAUGGUCAGGGUCAUCAAUCCGUUGUUACUCAGACAACUAAGCAUAUGUCAUAUCAUCAACAAAUGCCACUCAUCAUCCAUACGAUCAUGGUAUUGCUGGGGAACUCACUUGGUUGGCCACUUACCACAUUUCUUUUACUUUCAUGUACCAGGCGGGGGUAUACAUCCUUGCCGACAAUUGUCUCAUUUAUAUUCCAGGCACGUUCAUCAUACGCUUCCUACAGCCGCCCAUACAGUCAUGGCCACUCUUUUGUUCCAGAGACAAAAUCAUGGAUUAGACAUACUCAUGCAGCAUAGCAUGCACUAUCCCACCUAGCACUUUCAUCCCAUACUUGUAGAACACAUAACACAUAUUCACCUGGCUUUAAAGAAUCUCAUUGGAACAUGACAUAGCUCAACCUGUCAUAACAUUUCUCCUCAUUUUUUGCCACCUUUAAACUAAAACCACCUCACACACCAUUAAUUAUAUAUUUUACAGGCAUUCAACAACACAGGAUAACCUAUGGCCAAAACUACCAUAACUUCAUGCUAUCAUACCAGACAAGAAUAUACUCAGAGGUUUUCAGGAAUCCAUCCCCCCACGUUCCUCUCAGAUAUUACCAAUAGCCAUCCUACUUUUCCAUCCUUAUCGGACCUAUUAGAGCUACAACCAUUCAAUUAUACUACCAAGUUGGCCAUUACCAGCCAUGCACACUGCCUUUUAUGCCUUUCUCAGGCCAGAGAAUCCACUACCAUAACCACCACUCAGACAGAUCAUUGUCUUCAACGAUCCCACGUAUGUAAACACAUAUAUCAUUACCUAUUGGCUCUACCACAUUCCGAAACGAGUCAACACGCACCAACAGUAGAGAUAACAUACUAUCCUACCCACAACAAAUGGUGUCCAGUUGCGGUCCUAGAUUCCUACCUUCAAAAAUCCUUCAAGGAAUUAAAUACCGUAAUGCAUUUAAGGAAAUGUCUGGUUAAUUUGUAUAUAUUGUUGACUGUAUUAAAUCUUUGAUUAUUCUUUUUGCCCUCUUUAUUUACAGGCCUACCGUAUCGUCGGUCUCGGCACACCACAACCGACUUGCUCCCUUUAUACUAUCCUACGCUUAUGCUGGAACCUUACUCCAUAUACGGCUAUUUGCCCCGAACACAAGUUUUAAGGCCAUUUGGCCUGUAUUUGUGGGAGGGGCUUAAAUUAAUUCACUCCCCUAUAUAAGGGACACCCCUUACCUGACUCAUAUCGCUUGAGGUCAGCAUCAGAAUGACCCUCCCACCCACUCCUCAUUUCAACACUUUCUCUUUUCUUUCCAUUUACUUUACUUACUUACUCCUUGGUGGGCCCUCUUUAUUUACAGGCCUACCGUAUCGUCGGUCUCGGCACACCACAACCGACUUGCUCCCUUUAUACUAUCCUACGCUUAUGCUGGAACCUUACUCCAUAUACGGCUAUUUGCCCCGAACACAAAUAUAUAUAUAUAUAUAUAUAUAUAUAUAUAUAUAUAUAUAUAUAUAUAUAUAUAUAUAUUUUUUUUUUUAUUAUACACAUCAGAGCGAAGAGUCUCUUUAUCAUUGAUGUGUGCCUAGUUGCUUGCUCUGUGUUUAUCCUUAAAGGGAUUCUAUUUGUUAGGAAUACAAAGUUGUAUUCCUAACACUAUUGUAUAGAGAUGCAUGAUCAUAAGUUUUUCAAAUAAAAGUGUAAACUCCGGUGUGGGGGUUAACCACUUAUAAUAGAAUCAAUAUGUAAGUGAACUGAAUCAGGAGUUUGUUAGGGUAAGGUCAUUUCAUCCCUACUUGUCAGGAGUCCUUAUAAAAAAAAAUAUAUUGUUUAAAACUUACACGUAGAACAGGGUUCGACAAAUCCCAGGUCGCCACGGCGACUAUAUAUGUCACCCUGGCGUCUGGGAUGUGCCAGCUCUCUAAUUAGUGUGGCCGCGGCCGUCACAGGGAAUAUUGCAGGUGGCCGCCCGGGGGAGCAUGGAGGUAGGCUGCCGACCGCAGGAGCAUUGUGGACAGCGCGUGAGGGAGCAGUACUCUGUAGCUCCUCUCUGCUCCCUCGCGCUGCGUAAUUAUGCCGGGAGCUGGAAUAUGACGUCAUUCCGGCCCCGGCAUCGCUGCAGGCAGUGCGAGGGAGCAGAGAGUUGCUACAGAGUACUGGUGUGUGUGUGUGUGUGUGAGAGCCUGUCUGUGUGUGUGUGAGAGCCUGUCUGUGUGUGUGUGAGAGCCUGUCUGUGUGUGUGUGUGAGAGCCUGUCUGUGUGUGUGUGUGUGUGUGUGAGAGCCUGUCUGUGUGUGUGUGUCUGUGUGUGUGAGCCUGUCUGUGUGUGUGUGUGAGCCUGUCUGUGUGUGUGUGGCCUGUCUGUGUGUGACCUGUGUGUGUUGUGUGAGCCUGUGUGUGAGCCUGUUGUGUGUGUGUGUGUGUGUGUGUGUGUGUGAGCCUGUAGGACAUUAGUGUAGGACCUGCCAAAGAUGGGGUUACGUUGUGGCAGGCUUAUGCAAUGUAUGUCAUAUAAUGUAACUAAUAUUAGGUGUUUAAAAAAACUAAUAAAAUCUUUCAACAUUGAAGUUGCUGUUUAGUGGAUAGGUGAGUGCGCUGGAUCUUGUGUUUUGUGUUUUAUAUAUAUAUAUAUAUAUAUAUAUAUAUAUAUAUAUAUAUAUAUAUAUGUGUAUGUAUGUAUAUAUUGUGUAUGUAUGUAUAUAUGUGUGUGUGUGUGUAAAAGUGUAAUUUCGUUCUAACUAAUUUUUAAAAUUAAUAUAUUGAUAUCAAAAUACACGUAGCACGAAAUAAAAUAUGUGUGUGUGUGUGUAUAUAUAUAUAAUAUAAUUUUUUUAUUUAUUUUUUUAUUCUACGUAUAUAUUUAUGUAAUCAUUUUAUUAAUUACAAUUUGCCUGACAACCCAGGCCGAAAGUCCAGGGAAUUUAAUUUGCUAGUACUAUAUUUAAUCCUGUAACUUCCCAAAACACCAUAAAACCUGUACAUAGGGGGUACUGUUUUACACAUGAGACAUCGCUGAUUACAAAUGCGUAUUUUAUUGCAGUAAAAGCAAACAGUAUUAUGACAUUCACAGUUAAAAUGUCACCUAGAACUAAAAAACGUUUUAAAAUUCUUUUCUCACAUUUAAAAAAAAAUAAUAUUUUAUUCAUAUUAAAUUAUGUUUCAUACCUAAAUAUUUGAUGUUAAAUGAAAGCCCUGUUUCCCCCGAAUAAAAUGAUAUUUAAGUGUGGGUGCACAUAAUAUGAAAGAGGCAAAUUACGCAUGAACAACAUAUAGCGCAAAUUCAAGUUUUUGUUUUGAUCACAACGUUCGUUAGUAACUGAAUUUAUAUGUUGGAGAACUCUUCUCAGUUGCUGAUGUGUUUUACCUACAUAUUGUAAUGUGCAGCUGCAUGUUAUGAUGAAUACAACUCAUGUGGUGCUGUAAUUGAUGAAAUCCUGUAUUGGGUAUUUGUUUUUGGUUCUGGAGAACUCAAUUGUCUUGGAGGGCUUGAUGAACUCACACGCUUUCCACCUACUACAUCUAUAUAUUCCUUUAGUCUGAAUCAACCAUGUCUCGGAAUUUGUUAGUGGUUCUAGGUGACAAUGCUAGUAUGUCUCGGAGAUGUUUUGGUCUACGUGCUGUUAUACUGGGGAGUGGUGCAAUGAUUUCCUGUUAGUUCUGAUUGUGUCUUAGGAUUUGCCAAUUUUUAGAAAAUAUUUCUUCUACCGAGUUCCAGUGUUGGUCGUAUGUUGAUAUGCAACGUGUUUGUUUGUCUGGGGAUUCAGUUCUUACAGUCCUCAAACAUGUGGACCUUUCCAUAGUGUUAACUCUUUGAUAUGUCUUCUUUAGAACCCUGUUCGGGUAACCUUGUGCCUUACAUAUUUGUGUAAUUUAUGUUGCUUCUUUUCUUCUUUCUCUAAGGUAUUGGCCAUAUGGAAUUCCUGCUCUUGAAAGGGUGAUGGCUCUGCCAGUGUAGUAAAUUGUUGGUGGCAGUAAUUUUACGGAAGAGUUCCGUGGUGACUUGGCCAUCUAUAGUUAGAUUUGAGGUCCAAGAAUUCCAAUUCACUCUCAUCUAUCACCGAGGUCAAUUGUAACCAUAUAUUGUUCUUAGUGAGAGUUUGUUAAAUUUGUCAAUUGAGCUGGUCCAAAAGAGAAGCACAUCAUCGAUGUAAUAUACCACUUGAUUAUGUAUUUGUGGUAUUCAUCCUUGAUGGUUUCAGAUAGAAUUGUUUCCUCCCACCAACCCAAGAACAGGUUGGCAUAGCUAGGCUCACAAACGUGCCUUAUAGCUGUGCCUUUCAACUGCAGAUAACAAUUACCAUUGAAUACAAAGUAAUUGUGAGUUCAAAUAAAACACAGUAGGUCAAUUAGAAACUUAAUUUGGGGGACGGAAUAUUUGGAUGAUUUCUCCAAGAAGUACGAUGUUGCUUCUAGCCCUUUCUCAUGUGGAAUGUUGCACAGUGCAACCACGUCCAUGCUUGCUAAUGGAGUGUAAGGAGGUACCACCAAAUCUUCUAGGGCCAGCAGGGUUUGUUUGGUAUCCUAUAAAUAGGAAGUUAGAUUUGUUACAAAGGGAUGUAAUAUAUUGUCUAAGAACUUGCUGACAUUUUCUGAGAAUGGUUGCCUGAAACUAUUGGUCUUCCAGAUGGGUUGGUUAAGUUUUUGUGUACUUUAGGCAAACAAUAGAAGGUGGCGAUAGUAGGUAUAUUUUUCGGCUUGAUGAAUUUUAAUUAAUUGUUUGUAUUGAUGUUAUCAUUGGCUGCUGAGGUAAGCAGUUGCUUAAGGAGAGCUAGGUAACCAGAUGUCCGGUCCCCAGACAAUUUGGUAUAACAAUUAUUCAUUUGGAUGCAUUCUUAAGAAAGACUAUAGUCUCAGUGUGGCUUUAGCCUUUAUUUAGCUAUUCAGAUUUUAAUUUGCACAAUGUGGAGUAAAAUCAAAGUUAAAUUUCCUUUAUAUAUAAUCUCCCUACCAGUGUGUUUGUCUGUAAUAUAAAUCGUACAUUUGUUUUAAAAAUGAUCACUGUUUGUUGUAGAUAUCAUCUGUAAAAUCAGGAGACCUGCAUUUGUCACAGGAAGAGUUGCAAAAAGUUUUUUAUGAGUUGCAAGAACUAAAAGAAGCUCAGGGCGAUGUGGACACACAGCUGCAUAACAUGAGACGGUUGGUGCUGGAUCAGUAAUCUGUCUAUAACCCAUUAUGAUUGUUUCGCUAUUUUACCUAUGGGGAAUUUAAUAAUAUCUGUUUUGUUUUUGUUUUUUUCUUCUUCUCAGAAGGGCAGAGUUUGCAGCAGUUUCUAAUUGCUGUCCUUUAUUUAUUAACACAAGAACAGAAUAUGAGAACAGACAGCUUAGAUUUACUUACUUACAAAGCCUGCCAUUUUACUAAAUCUCUGCUGAGGUCUCAAAAUUUUUUUUUGAGUUUUUGCUCACUUGUGCCAUUACAGAGUGACCAUUUGCAUAUAACAAUGAUCCCGUCCACAAGGGAAGUCCAGAUACGAAAUGCGAGAUACGAAAUGCCUAUGUGCCCAUUGAGUGAGAGAUGCCGCUCUUAAAGGGGCACUCCAACCAUCAUAAUCACUACCCUUCGUUUUUAUCUAGAUUUCUUUAGCUAACAGGACGCCCUCUUUCACCUUGACACAAUCUGAAGAAUCACACCACCUUCAUUCAGCCAUUCAGGUACUUGUAUGGCAUGAUUAGGCAUUACCAGUCAUUCCUAUAAGGGCUGUACAUUUAGGAUUUUGCCCAUACAGCUUCCUUUUUGAGAAUUUAAAGUCAAAGUAACAGCUUCAUAACAUAACUGACUAGUGCAUUUGAAGUAGUUAUAGAGUGCUUGGACUGCCCAUUUAAAUGGCAGAUUAUAAAAGGUUAUGUCUCUUCCUAUGUUUGUUUUCAGAGAAAAUGAAGCUUUAUGGAAGGAAGUAUCUUCCCUGAGGAGAAAGCACAGCCAGCAGCAAAAACUGCUUGCAAAGGUGAGAUGUGUAUAUCAGGUACUGCUUAGACUUCUUAGUCUUACUAUAAUAUAUGAAAGAUAUGAUGGCAAAAUCUAAAUGACUUCUAUUUAGCUGUAUAGUUCUCUCAUCUGCCUUCUCAGCCUUUUUUUGUGAGAAAACCUAAGAAUUUUUUUUUUUUUCUCUUUAACAUCAGAUAUGUGUUCUGUCAUUUUUUUUUAGUUUUUUUCAAAAGAUGUAUUUUCAGCAAUUGGCAGAAACUAAUAUCAUAUCUUUACAAAAUGUAUUUUUUUUUACUGUUUAGUCUCACCUCUUUAGGGGUUAUCUUUCUCUCCUAAUACUAAAAACCUUAACUUUAUUUGUACUUCUAAAAUCAUUAAGCCUUAUCUACAGACCUUUUGUAUUUAAAUAUUGUGAGACAAACAUUUACAGGGUGUGAUUUAUAGUAAACUGCUUACCGUAGUUCUGAAUUGGAACUUUAAUAGUAUCUCUUAAUUGUAAUACAUGCUAUAAUCAGUUAACCACAACUUUCAUACCAUACAUUCAAAUUGGACAUACAUGUGAAACAUAUAGACAAGACAACUUCGGUAAGAGCAUAUUUUUUGUAUUCUUAAGAAUCCUAUUUAGAUAUGACAGAAGGAGAGGGUUUCAGGAGCUGAGUGUAUGAUAAAAUAAAUUCAAUGCUUGGUAAGCUUUAUGUUUGUUUGAGCGCUCCACUUAUAGGUGUAGGUCUUUGCUACUUAUACCGCACUGUAUUUUAUAUGAGUGUUUAGUGGAAAAGAGGAUAUUUCCACAUAAGUGUAUAGAGCUGCUUGUUAAUCACUCUUAUUCUUGUUUAAAGCACUUUGUUACACACAUUCCUCCGUCAAAAGAGGUAACUUUAGAUGUGUUAAUAGUGCUCUGUGUUCAAAACCACAUCUAGGGAAAUCUAAAUGAAAGAAAAAUGUUUGAGGAGAUAGUUCAUCCUGUAUUCUAAGAGCUUUGAAAAUGUAUUCAAUAUUUUUCUUAAUCUCCGCUAAACCAUUACAGCCCCACCACAUAUGGUAUAAUGUUCCCACCGCUCUUAAACAUCUCCAGCAUGUAUCUGAAUGAUCAUGUUUAAAUUUCUUAAUUCUGUGCGGGGUUAUUCCUGUGAGUAAUUUUGAAGAAUGUUUCGUGUAGACUCAAGCUAUGGGUAAUUUUCUCAACUUGUGGGAAAACUUUUUAAAUAUUUUUCCCAUUUUUUUUUUGUUUUUUUUUUUGUAUCGAUCGGGGUUUAUCUGUGUCUAUAACAGAAUAGAGAGGUACUUGCCUACUGUUAUCAGUUUAAUUAAAACAUAACAUUUAAUAUAUUGAUUAAAAGUAUUACGGUUGGUAAAUCAACAGGUAAACUAGAAAAUAUUUAUUGAUUAUAAGACUCAAUAAUAGAAUCCAAAAAAAAAAAUACAUGUAAGAUUAGUUAAGUCUGUUUGUGUAUUGCUGGAAUUGCAGGGUGAGCCCAAGUAUUAAAGAACUUGUAGUGUUUCUUAAGAGAUGCCAGUAAAGCUGAAACUGGCAAUCCCAGAAAACACAAGAUAUCGAAUAGAGUAAAUAUAACAAUUUGAUCAAAACUAUAGUAUACUAUUGUUGCAGUUUUCCUUGGAGGGAACAAUUAUAUCGCUAUGCUAAGGUUAUACACUCUAAGAGACCACGUCUAGACUUUUUUUUAGAAGUGUAUAGGGAGGAGUCUGUGUUUUCUAACGCUAUUAGGGUCUCUUUGGUAUCUUGAAGAUAUGAAGGAAGUUCUUUUACCGUGGGAUGUAAAAUAUUUUAAAUGAAUUUACUCUUUCUCUAAGGCUAUUGUUCCCUGAAGCCUGGGGGAUCAUUAAUGGUUUUGUGAACUUUGGGCAGACCGUAAAAUGACGCUAUUGUUGGAUUAUAAUGGGGUAAUUUAUAUUGUAAUUCUUAAUGUGAAAUGAUUUUCUGAUUGCUGGCAUUUAUGAGAAGGUGUUUUAGUUCCAUCAGAAACUUAGAUGUAGGAUUUGAGUUGGUAGCAGUGCGAAUCUUUCAAGUGCUCCAUGCACAAUUUUACAUAAUUUUAACGUUUCAUAAGGACAAUAUUACCACCAUUGUCAGCAGGUUCUAUAAUUGUGUCUUCAGCCGAUCUAAGUACUCUUAGAGACAUCCUUUUUGUGGAUUGAGGUAUUGUGGUCUUGUGUAGAUGAGUUAAUUUGUUCUAAUUCCGGAGUUGUAAAUUGAACAUAUAAAUCUAUUUGUGGAACUUCGGAAAAGUUGGGAGUAUACCAACUCCUAGGUUUUAAAUUACUCAUUGGUCUUGGUGAAUCAUUUUCAUCUAAUACAUCUGUGAGGGUUUGUAAAUGAGUGUUAUAUUCCAUGUUUAGCCCAAAGUCUUUUGUUAGUGGGUGUUUGUUUUUGUUUUUUUGUUUUUUUUUUUUUGGUUUUUUUUAAUUUAUUUUUUUUAUGCAAAACCUCUAGAGCCAAUUUUCUGCCAAAGAGGUUGAUAUCUUUAGUCCAUUCAAAUUUGUCCCAAGAAACACUAACAGUUCUUUAAUACUUGGGCUCACCCUGCAAUUCCAGCAAUAUACAAAUAAACUAUUAACUAAUCUUACUUGUAUAUUUCACCUUAUGUUUUUGGAUAAUUUGAUAUAAUUUUUUUUUUUUUUUAUUUAUAUUGAUAGUCUUUUAUAAUCAAUAAAUAUUUUCUUGUUUACCUGUUGAUUUACCAACAGUAAUACUUUUAAUCAAUAUAUUAAAUGUUAUGUUUUUUAAUCAAGCUGAUACCAGUAGGCAAGUACCUCUAUUCUGUUAAUUUCUAUUUAGGGUUACCCCCUUUAUCUUGCCUCAGCAUCUCUGACAUUCCUUCUUCCUACCCCUUUACCCAUUAAAAUAUGUGUCUAUAGAACAUUUUAACACUUGAGAGGUUUUAGAAAUGCUUUUAUUUGUAUAAUGUUUAUUAAUGAUAUUCUCAAAGUUACAAUACUAUUUAAUCUGUAGAUGCUUAAUUAGGUGAUGAAUUCUUAUAUAAUUCUACAAUUCAUUUUUCUAUUAAUCCAAAUUGGUUUUUUUAACUCUGCAAACUAUUUAAAUUUCGCCAGUGGGGCAAUUUGAGAGCGGUUAUGAAUUCCACAACUUCAACAACAAUAUAAUUUUUUAGAAUAAUAAAGUUUUGUUUUAAUGACAUUACCACGCAUGACGUAAGAGCGCACGAUGGGACAUUAUCACGUGGGCAUGUUUAGGGGCGGGCCACUUCGUAAGUUACACUGGCCGCCGCCAUUACUCUGUAUAAAUAAAUGGUAGUUUCACUCCUGCAACAAGGGGCAUUCCAGUCCCGAGCGCACAGCCCAGGCAACAGGAGACGUUGACCAGACCGGAUGGGGACUACCCUUCAUCACCACUUAUCUGAUAAAGUUACAUCCUCUAACUCCAGAACACAGAGAACCUCACCGGUCCACUUUAUACCCAUCCACAAGUGUUUGUACUCCAUUCUGCACCCUAUAUUUACAGCUUCAAACGAUCUGUGGUGAGAUCCAACUGAUUUUUUUUUUUUCAUUCAUUAAGCUGCUUAUUUUUCUAUUUUCCAUUUUUUUACUUUUUCACUCUUCAUUUUUUCACUUUUUUAAUUUUUUCAAAAAUGUGCUGUUUGAUCAGACUAUCAAUUGCUAUUAGUGGAUCCACCAGACUAUAUAUGAACUACCAGUUUCAUCAAACGUAUAUUUAUAGGGUGUGUAUAGUUGUAUAUAUUUUGUCUUAACUACUGUAGAUGAAUUAAGAGUGUGCAUCGCUCUGUAUAUUUGUCAAUAGUGGUAUUCGUUUUUGUGGAUGAUUUUCUUCCUUUUUUUCCUUUUUGUCAUUAAGUGUAUAAUAAAUGAAUUUUUGCAUUUCAACAUAUUGAAUCUUUUUGAUGCAUAUUAUAUGCCAUUGAGUGCAGUAUUAAUAGUUAUUUAUUUGGCAAGAAUUUUUGGCCCAGCCUGUCCCUGUGUAUGUCAGCUGUAGCUUUUCUGGUCUUUAUCCUGGUUCCUGGGACAUUACAACAUCCAUAUACUGAACUGGAAUAAAGUUACUAUACUGUUAUGUCUUGCAGUAUCCUAUGCUAUAUACCAUGUUCGGCAACUUUUUUUUGCAUGUCUAAAAGGGCACACUUAUUCAGGGGCUCCUGUCAAAAUUCAUAAUUGAAGUAGUUGAAUAAACUAUAAAAUUAUAAAAAAUAAAAAAAAAAUGUUCAAUUAAAUGCACUUGCAGAAUCUUUCAGUGAUGACAUUACAUCAAAAUAAAAAGCAAUGUAGAGUUACACGGUUUUGAAUAGAACAUUAGUCUAUAAUUUUUUUUCUUUUAUGUCAUGUCAUCACUGAUUCUGGCAAUUUACUGUAAGUCAUUUUCAUAAGAUGCAUUUGUUUCACACACACAUUUUGUUAUACAGCAGGCAUGGUCUGUAUUUUGACUAAUAUAAUGUUUUCUUCUUCAUAGAUACUUCAGUUCAUCAUUGGUCUAAUGAGAGGAAAUAUAGUAAUGGGAAAUAAUCGAAAAAGGUAUUUAUAGUUUACAUGUGUUUAUUUGUGAUGUCUUUGCCUAUUUGUGCACCGUAAUGAAUCCAAAGCAUGUUUUAGGACAGUGGUCAGCAACACAUGGCAGUUUGCCAUGCAUGGCACUUGAGGUGGCUUUGCACAGCGCUCAAAGCUACCAGAGACAAAUCGAGGGACUUCAGAUAUCUGCUAGUGCAAGUAUAUAUGUGAUUGCAGGUGAUGAUGGAUACAUUUCAGUGUGUGCAUUGCAGCCCUUACAGGAAGUGGUCUGAGAUCACUUCCUCCUCGCACAUAUGAAUAAGAAUCCACACUUGAGUAGUGCAGCCUGUAGCAGCUAUUGACACUCCUGUUCUUGACCUGUACCUGAUCGGCCCAAUCCUCACAACCAAGACCCCAGGGAAGCCACCCACACUUUUUUUUUUUUUUUUUUUUUAUACACAGAGCUAGAAAAGAAGCCUCCCCCUCAUACACAGUGUCACUUACACACUCUCACUAACACACACACACUCUCACUCACAUACAGUAUCACUAACACACACACACUCACUGACAUUCACCGUGUCCUUUACACACUCUCCGUGAUACACACUCUCUCUCUGGUUUAACACGGUUAUAUCAUUCUCGAACCUUGCACAUAUUAUGUCAGAGGCACCGUAGCCUCACCAGCCAAGAGCAUCUCAUUGUACUCUAUUAUCUGUACACAAAAACACUUUCAAGCAGGGGUCACAUCACAUAGUAUGAGUGGAACAUCUGAAUACAAUUAUUUCAGCCCAUCUGUUUUGUACUAGGCUUUGGGCUCUCUAAAGUUAGUAGAGAGAUCCUUCAUAUUUCUUGUCUUUAAAGGAUCACUAUAGUGUCAGGAAAACAAACUUGUUUUCCUGACACUAUAUAACCCUUAGGUCCCCCCUUUCCGCUGAAGGGGUUAAAACCCCUUCAGUUACUUACUUUAAUCCUGCACUCUGCACCUGGUAACAUCUCCUCCCACGCCAACGUCGGUUCCCUAGUGGAGCGGAAUACAAAUGCGCGGCAAGAGCCGCGCGUGCAUUUAAACAGUCCAUAGGAAAGCAUUUCUCUAGAGGCUGGAUUAACCCUGCAGUGUAAACAUAGCUGUUUCUUUGAAACCGCUAUGUUUACAUCUGAAGGGUAAACCUGGGGGACCUGGCACCCAGACCACUUCAUUGAGCUUAAAUUGUUCAUUGUUCUUUUAAAUACUUGGGAGAAGGCAAAUCUUAACAGUAGUUUAAUUUAUUUUUGACAUAGAAAUAUUUUGUUGUUGUAUUUUUUGAGAAUCUACCAGUUCAGUGACUUUAUUUUUUUUACAGAACCUUAAAAAUUGAAGCAUCACAACCACCUUCAAAGUACGCACGUCAUGUUUUACACUUUCCUGAGGACACUGGGAAGCAGGUUUGUUUGAUGUUAAUUAUGUCUGUGCUUCAAUAUAAUUACCAAUAUGGAUACUGCACUCUCCUAGAUCCCAGGGUGCAAACAGACCUGAGGUUGGCCAAUCCUCACAAUGUGAUUUGCAAAAUGUAAUGAUGGUCCUGGCACUUAAGUUCAAUCCAGUGGGCAGAUUGGAGCAGAAUCAAAUUAGUUUUGCAAAUUGUUUGUGUUGUCUCCAAAUGUUAUAAGUUUUUUUUUUUUUUUUUUUUGCCCAGCCCUCUUGCAAGAGCAUGUAUGACUUGUUGAGCAAUAUUAAGUUCCUUGUACAGGGUGUCUUCUCUUUUAUCCUAUGCAGUUCCUUGCAUAAUGAGGAAGUGUGUAAGUGUGUUAUUUCUGACACAACGGAAAAUGGUUUCUGGAAUCUCCUUGGUAAAUAAAAAUAAGCGGUAUAUUAACUCCUUAAAUACACAGCUUCAGAAGUAUAUCUUGCACUUAAGAACACAAGCAAUUUUUGCAUAUUUUGCUGUUAAACUGCUAUUUGCAUCUUUUUUUAUCUUAUUUAUUGUACCAUCAUAUAUUAUAUACAGUUUGUUAAAGGACAAAGAGAGCUUUAAUUUAAUGCGCAUAUAAAUCUAUAAUUACGCAGACAUGUUAGUGAUGCAGCACACUUCAUGUGUCCCCUAUUAAUUAAGAAGUAUAUAGUGGAAGAAUACCACUUUAGAUAAAAGCAGCAAGGUGAAUUGUUAGUGUCAAACUCACCAAGAGAGUUUGCGUUUACGUGGCCGUGAGCUUACACUUUAAUGGCCAUAUGUGUGCUACUAAAGAAACCUCCAGCAAUUUAAAUGUGAAUGGAUUGGGGAAACUGCCAAGUAAUGUUUAUUUGCUAUGUAUUUUGGCAGUUUCAGCACAGGGCUUAAUUUUGUAUGUUUGUAUUUGCAUUCAUUUUAAUACAUGAUGGAAAUUUUCUGUCUAGCGUCCUUAAGGGUAGGACUCACAUGACAGGAAAUUUCCAUCCUGGGUCGUGAAGUGUUUAAGGUUUCAAUUCAUGGAAGAUAUGUAUGAAACCUUUUUUUAAAACUUUAUUUGUAUGAUUUUCCGAUACCAUUCUAAUCCAACAAUUCAAACCUAGUUCUUCUAAAUACCUAACCCGAGAUACAAUCUAACCUGUGGUUACUUCCUGCACAGUUAUGUAAUUUCAUGUCACCUAUCCUACAGAUGAACCGAUCUUCACAACAUCCUGGAAACUCUACAGAUGAUGGUCUUAUUAUCCAUGAAGUCUUAAGUCCAGGAGAGGGAACAUCAAGUGAUCAGCCUACCAGUUCAGAACAAUUGCUACAGUGUGAAAUUCAGCAUACAACACAAACAAACACAGAAACACAUUUGUGAGUUCAAGACGUCCCUUUUCUUAUAUAAAUGCAAAACUAUAUCAUAGAAAGCCAUAAAUCUUGGGUAGCUUUCAUAGAAAAUGUUAUACUUUUUUUUGGAAUGUUGGCUUCUUAAAAGUAAAAUUGUACAAUCUCCUGUGAUAUUAAGCCAAUUAUACAAACAGGAAAUUAUCACAUAUCAAAAACUGUUGCUGUCAAACACUGCUUCAGAGUAGCCCAUACUUAAAAAUGGCACUUAAAAAUUAUCUCAUACUAUUAAUUAAAUAGCCAGAACUUGUGGUUUAUGGCAAAUGCAGCUGAGCACUUUGCAGCAAUUCUAUUAAUAAUACUAUUGUCUUAACUAUCAAUUUGUUAAUUGUAAGUGGAGCUGUUGGGUGAAACUGCAGUUUUGGUCUCUCUGCAGUUAGUUGUUAGGGGAGGUGGAGAUUUAAAAUCCCAUAGCAGGCCACAUCCAAAAUUUACAUUUAGUAAACAAGAAUUUCCUUAAUAGUACAAUAAUUUCCUUAGUAUCCAGAGGUACUCUUGGCACCCGCACUGUUGUGAAUAUUAAGGUGGAAAUUUUAUAAUCGCUCUACACAAAUAUAGCUUCUUACUUGGAUAAUGUGUACAAAAGGGGGAGGCAAGUAGCCAGCACUGAUUUCUCUCCACCCUCAAUUACAGUGGUUAUAAGGUACUGCAUGCAAGUAGACAUGUGUGGGGGGCCUUCUCUGACUGUUACCUGUUAAAAAGAAAAGGAACAUUGUUUGAUUUUGUUUUGUAUUUUAUUGGCCUAUGAUCACAUUAAAGGGUUACUCCAACCACUGUAAUGGUUAUAACUGUAGGGGUACCAUGGCACAAUUCUCAUGUAAUUGGGCAAACUAUCUUAUGAUUUACCUUUUCUGGUCGUGCCUGUCACCCCUCUGUAGGCAGGUUUAUGACCCCAGUUCUGUUCCUGCUUCUCAUUUCUCUGCCUAAAGCAGUCUUCUGAUGCUCUCAGCUAUUGAAUUGGUGUCUGUGCAUUAGAAUUUGCAGAGAACCGACAUUAGCCCAGGCUGGCCAAUGUAGGUGGACUUGAACCUUAAGCAGCAAAUGGAUUAAACUUGGUAUGCUCAGCAUUUCACAGCAAAACGCUGCAGAUAUAUACUCCAGGCACCAUGACCUCUUCAAAUCAUUGGUGAUGAGAACAACCCUUUAAUUUGAUAAACUUACCGAAACAUAAGACUAGAUAUAAAUGCACCCAAGAGUGUUUGCUCUACUUGAGAAUAAACAUUACUGCAAAAUUUACACCAAUCAAGCUUAGAACAAAUUUUUUGUUUAUGCCGUUUUGGUAUGGAAAGAAGAAACCCCUUUUAACUGCGUUAAGAGCCUAGGGAUGGAGGUUAUUUCAGCUGCCCCGUACACUACAUUUAAGACCUUAUUUAAAUCAUUGUUUAAUAGAUCUUAAAUGGAUAUAUUGCUUACAACUUCGAUUGGGUAAUGGCAAGGCAUGAGAGGAAUUUUAUGAAGUAAAGCACAUACAAAAAGUAUGUGGUAGUCCUUUCUUGCAGUCUAUGAUAUGCAGAAUUUUGAGUCUUACUCCUCCCUACACCUUCCUUUUCCUCUCCUUCCAUUUCCACCUUUUUAGUGAUGAAGCUGCGACAAAUCUGUUAGAGGAGCCAGUCCUUAAUGCUCAAUUGCUAGAAGAAAAUCAGGCCGUUGUUCCCAGCAUCUAUACAAAUGAAGAUUGGUUGGCGUUGGACGUGAUUCAAGCAAACUCUUCUGAGGAUACAGACAGUGUCAUUAACUCCAUCAUCAAUGAAAACAAUAGUGUGAGCAGUGCAGACAUGCUGGAUUGGUAAGCGGUUUCUGCACUACUGUUAUUGAAAAGUGGGAAUUUUAAAGUGGAAUUGUUACUUCUCAAGGUUUUUUAAAUUGUUUACUUAUCCCGGUUUAAAGUGACACUAUAAUCACAAAAACAACUUUAGCUUAAUGGUGCAGUUUUGGUAUAUAGAUCGCUGAUUAAUUAUCUGCCAUUUAGGAAGUGUGUGUCCCUAGUUACCCCUACCUGCAUGUAACGUGCACAGCCUUCCUAAACACUUUCUGUAAAUUGAGAUGUGGUGUUUAUACUUCCUUUAUUGCAUACUUUAAUCUCAAAUGUAUUAGCUCUUGCAACAAUAGCUUGCUAGACCUUGCAGAAGCCCUCUGUGUGUGAUUUAAAGUUCAAUUUACAGAGGAGGAGAUAUAAACUUCUAAAGCAAGUUAACAUUUGAUUGAAAAGGAAAACAUUGUUUUUUUUUUUUUCCUUCAUGCAUGCAUGCUGUGUGAGUCACAGCCAAUGAAGGUGUGGGUUGGACUGCAUGAUCCGAAACAAAAGUGAUUUAACUCCCAAAUGGCAGAGAAUUUAGCAGUGAGACUGAAGGGGCAUGAUCUAUACACCAAAUUUUGCUUCAUUAAACUAAAGUUGUUUUGGUAAAUUUUUGAGGUGUGAAAAAUAAAAUAUAAAAAAAUAAAGUAAAAUGUUGGAAGCUACACUUCUUUACCCUGAAUUUGCACUCCUCCUGUUUAGCUCCCUGUCACAAAUAUAAUGCCUUUACACCUGGCAGGCUGUACAGAGAAUGCACACAGUAGAGGACAAACAAUGCUUCUAUUUCCUUUUAUUUGAAAUAUGUGGCCUGCUUUGUCAUGUCAUUUUUUUGGGGGGGGGGGAGUUAAAACUGAUUUUGAAUGCUGAUGUAAAUUGCAGAGAAGUGAUCUUUCCCCUUUAUUAUAAAUUAAAAAGAAAAGAGUUUCUCAUGAAAACACUAUUUUGUUAAGGUGAUUCCAUUGUUUUACUCAAUGCACAGGGAACCUAUAGAAAUGUCGGUUGGAAGGUUGCUGUUUGCUAAUUUGACUGAUUUUUUACCUUGACAUGGUAGAGAUAUGGAAAUAACAUAAAGGCAAACAUCAUUGGUGACUCCAAAUCUCAGAAAUAAAUAGAACAGUACUACCUUCUUCAAUAAAAUCAGUAAUAACUUUUUAUUCACAUCUUAAGGCAUUAAAAAUAAACAAAUAUUCCCCACAGUCCCAACACUGAGUGUCCUCCAUAUAGCAGCCACAGAUCUGUGUUUCGUAUAAAAGAGAUAUACUUUGUGAACAUCAAAUAAUGCUGCCUAGACACCAUGAAUAAGGAAAACAGGCAAGUCUCUUGUUUUGAAUGUAUUUCUCAAAGAUGAUGUGUAAUUUUGUUUCUUGCUUUUAAGUCAAUAGUAAACGUACGUGUGUGUUGGUUUUGUUUUUCCUCUUGAUAUGAGGAGAUAAAAUAGCUUGGCUCUCCUGUUUAAUGUAGAGCUCUUAUUGAUUCUAUUCAUGUUGCUUUUAUGGAAAUGUCAUCUUUAUGGUUGUUUUUCUUUUUUUCAUGUAUCAAAUUUUCCAACUAUUGUUUGCACACCAAAAAAUGGAAAACAAGGAGGAAAUGGCAAACACUGUAGGCUGCUUAUUAUAUCGCCAUGCAAGCCACUCAAAUUAUAAUCCGCUCAAACAAACUGAUUCCUUCCAAAUCUUAUUGAACACUGUAGUUGUGAGCAUGUUAUGACCGCAAAUGGUAUAUCUUUAACAAUAGAAACACUCCAUAAAUAACAACUGUCCUUUUACCUGCAGCGAGGAUAUUCAGGACUUCUUGAGUUGUAUUGAUGCCAGUCUGGAGGACCUGCAAACCAUGCUCUCCAAGAAAAUCAAUGUGGAAGCCGAUAUUAUUGAAGGGGUAUGUGUUAAAAAAAAAAAAAAAAAAGUCUAAUUUGACCUGGAAAAAAACAAUGAAAAAUCUAACAUAAAUCAGUAUAAUUCAGUUAUGCAGACAUUAAAUAGUUUCUUUAAAAAAAAAAAAAAAAAACGUUUUUGGUCUGAGUAACUAUUCCUAUACUGAUUUCCCCCUCCCGCAAAAAGAAGAAAGAAAAUGGCAAAAACUUACCACUGUUCCAGCACCAAGGUCAAGUUCUCCCUGCACAUAGAUUCUCUGCGGCUGUCGUCAUUGACCCUUUGCAAGGGAGAGAGGGAUGUCAAGAAGGAUUGGGUGAGGGGAAUGCGACGCCAAAUUUGAAAAGAAUCAAAAACUGGCUAAUGAAGCCACAAUAACGCUACAGGAGAUGGAAUUAAACCCCUGGCAUCAGAAGAGUUAAACACAGUUUCAUGGUGAAACUCUGGAGAUAAAGAUUUCGGAACAUGACCACCUCAAAUCAGUGAAGUGAUCAUUGUGUUUGCAGUAACCCUUUAAACUAACAAUAUGGAAAUGUAUAAUUCUAACAGAUAUUGGGUAGAUUUAGGGCCCUUUUAUAUUGCUUAGAGAAGCAUUGGGAAGCGAUGUCACAUGUGCAACAAUCGCUGUGUAGCACCAUGAAAUGCUUCCCAUAGACAAAUGCUUGUUUCUCUGUGAGAAGCUCUCACAACCACUUUAAAUGCUCAUUCAAAGUGAAAUAGCAGGAAACUUUUGUGAUGGCUGGGAGUCUCCAACUAAUAUUAUUUAUAAAAGUUUCAAUUACUCUUGAAAUCAGCACUUUAUAAAAGAAGACAAAGGAGAAAGCCAAGUUCAAGGGCUUUAGGGUACUGGAGUGUUCAUUUAAUACAGGCUUCCCCAAACUCUGGCUCUCCAGAUGUUGCUGAACUACAACCCCCAUGAUUUUCAGCCUAUCUAUUCAUAGAAUCAUUGUAGUUUAGCAACAUCUGGAGGGCCAGAGUUUUGGGAAGCCUGAUUUAACAACUCUGUGCAUAGAGUACUUAAAGGACCACUCUAGGCACCCAGACCACUUCAGCUUAAUGAAGUGGUCUGGGUGCCAGGUCCUUCUAGGUUUAACCCAUUUUUUUUAUAAACAUAGCAGUUUCAGAAUCGGUUAAGCCUUCCCCCAAAGCCUCUAGCGGCUGUCUCAUUGACAGCCGCUAGAGGCGCUUGCGUGCUUCUCACUGUGAAAAACACAGUGAGAGCACGCAAGCGCCCAUAGGAAAGCAUUGAUAAUGCUUUCCUAUGCGACCGGCUGAAUGUGCACGCAGCUCUUGCCGCGCGUACGCAUUCAGCCGAAUGGGUAGAGAGGAGGAGGAUCGAAGGAGGAGAGCUCCCCGCCCAGCGCUGGAGAAAGGUAAGUUUUAACCCCUUUCUCCUUUCCAGAACCGGGCGGGAGGGGGACCCUGAGGGUGGGGGCACUAUAGUAUGUUUUCCUGGCACUAUAGUGGUCCUUUAAGAAUAAGAACUCCUCUGGAAUACAAAUUUUGUCAAUCAAAACAAGUACCAUGCAACACAAAACACAUGGGUGCACUUAACAAAAAAAAAAUGUUGGCUGCGUGGGGAGAGAUAAAAAAUAAAAAAAUCCACCCUGGAUGUAUUUUACAAUAGUGCUUCCUGAACAAUUGAUCGGCUUCAUAUUACUACUUCAUAUUCAAUACAAUAUUACUAUCUUGGAGGAAACAUGGUGAAUUGAAGUAGAAAGGCAAUAACAGGGUGGGAAAAGGAAUAGAACUGAUAUUUUCAUUAUUUCCAGAGUUGUUUUAUAACUUGGCUCUUAGACAGGUCAACACACAAAAAUAAAGAUGCCUUCACCUAGGCACCUGCACAGAUAUGAAUAAUCAUCGCCAAGAGCACUCCUCUUGAAUAGGAAAUUGUUAAUAGAAACUACAUAUAAUAUAUAUGCAACAUAUAGGGAUAACUAAACUCCCAGUCAUAUGUUUUCAAAGCCAUCAAUUUCAUGUCUUUCCUUUCAUUUGAGCAGUAAAAACACUUCAAAGUCACUCUUUAUCUCUUUAACUUACUUUUUGCAGCUAUUUAAACCUGACUUGUUAUCCUCAGAUAUUAAAGUAACUGAAACCAACGCCAGCUUAUCCAGAGUAAGUAUAAUUUUUCCUUUUUUCCCAGUGUAUGUGGAUUUAUUUUUGUUUAUCUUUUCUUUAUAACAUAAUUAGCCAUAAACUAAAUUUUCAGUAUGAUGUUUUCUUAUCACAGGAUUCAAUGGCCAAUGACAAGAGGGUUGUAGAGCCUGACCUUGAUGACCUACUCAAUAAAGGUAUGAAACUGUUCCUAUACUUUUUUAUUUUGCUAACCUACAGAACUAUACGUUUAUCUUUCAUUUGAACCUGGAGACGUACAUCACUGUUGAGAAAAAUAUGUUCAAAAUUGCCUUUUAUAUAUAUAUUUUUUUUUUUCUUCUUCUCUGUAAAUUGGGUUAACUUAGACUGAUUAGUCCAUGUUGAUUUCUUUAGAACUCUUCUUGCUCACCAGUGAACACAGUUAAAGGAGUCUGGUGUUUUCUUGAUAGUUUCUAAAAGUGUUGCUUACGAUAGAGAUUGACAUUUUUAUAGUUGGAUGCGGAAACCCCUCCCUGGUUUUCUUUCACUUCCAUUAGUUCCACAGUGCUAAUGGAAGCGGGAGGUGCGCUGUUCUGGUGUGUGCCUGCCUUUCACUCUUCUCAAUGAGGUGUGUGAUUUGUGAGCUGCGUUCUGCAUCUGUCUCACUGCUGGAUUAGAGGUUAACUGCUUACAGGCUUUUGAGGGAGGAAAAGGGGCCCAGGAUAUUUCCUAACAUCCUGUAUGCACUAAUUUAGAAUGCUGGGCUGUUCAAUUGAUUAAAAUAUAUCUUUAAUUUUUAAAGUGAACCUUAUUCAAAUACAAUUAGUAAAAGGUACUUUAAAUGCAAAAUGUGAAAAUUCUCUUCUCAUAUGUAACAUUUCAUCUUUGAAGAUUAACAUUUCUACCUCUGCGCAAAUUAUUGAACUAGGUUGGUGGAUAAUAGAUUUGCUGUGGAUACGUUCUACUGUCUUCUGUUGAGAGAAGAAAAUGCAUUUUUAUGGGACUUACAAUCGUGAGCUUGAGGAAUUCCCAGUUAUGCUUCAUUUUCACUGUUAAACAGUAUUGCUGUUCUGCAUUUAAGCCUACUUGUUGCGCAAAAUGUAAUCCAUAUUUUUUUUUUUUCAGACAAGCAGCUGAUGCACUACACAGGAAAUCCUUUGCUCUCUUUAUUUGAUGAGUUAGAGUCAAACAACAGUGUUUCGUCAGCCCCAACUGAUCUGUUGACAGGAAAAGAUGAUAACCUUCUUACUGGCAGCUCCGAAGAACUAAGGAACAAUUCUCUGAGUGUGGACACAAGCAAGGAAGCAGACUUGCUAGUAGAGGAUACCAGUGGAGCACAUGACCCAAUGCCUAUUUUUGUCCUCAGCCCAGUUAACAAAUUAUUAGAUGAAGUCACAGAAUCUGAUACACAUGUAUGAAUGAGAUGUUAUAUAACUACCUGCUAGCCAGCAGGUAGUGCAGGAAAGAGAGCUUUCUACCAAGCAGUGCCUAUACAACUUCUAAUUCUGCUAGAUGAUUUUGCAAUAGUUUCACAGUAUUUUACCAACAUUUUAUUACCACUUUAUUUUGUGUUCUUUCAAGGCUGGAUUAUAAUACCUCUAACGUUUUAAGCCAGAAUGAAAAGAAAAAAAUGUAUGUAGUCAUUCCCUGUAGGGCAGACGAUGGGCACUUUGCUCACUGGGCUCAAAAGAUGCACCUUGUAAAUUACUGACCUAUCUAAAGUUGAAACAACUUAAUGUGUUUGUGGUUUCUCUUGAGCAAAAGACUUGACUAUUAUUUAUGUAUAUGGACUGCCUCCACCGAUGUGAUCAAUGUCCUGUGUAUUAACCUAACUGAGCUUCAGUUGGAGGUGCUUCCAAGUGGACUCUACCUAUAGCUAUGCUUUUAAAUAUUCAAUUCUAACGGUGUGAUAGGCGCUUAUCUCUCAACGUGUGUAAAACUAAUCCGCUGCAUACACAAAUGUGGAAUACAAAAAAGUGUGGUGCACUCCAUAUGAUAAUGUAAAUGUAUAUGUUAUCAAAUAUACUAUGCAAUUCUUACUGUAACAGAAAAAAAACUAGGUAUUAAAAACACCUGCAACAAAAAGUGUACACAAUAAUGCAGAAACACCAUUAUAAAGCCCCUUGUGUGGAAUACACAUUUAAGAAUAAUUAACUUACAUUUGAGAGAAAGUAGGAAGAAUCCGAUGGUGUAGAUUACAAACGCUUCAAGUAUACUAUUAACAAACUUAGUUUGUAUCCCUUUGUUUACUUUGUUUACUUUGUUUAUAUGAAAUGUCUUGUGUUUAUUGAUUUUCUUGUGGCUCUGUCCUCCAUACCAUCCACAAAUGAAUGAGUAACUGGGUCAGCUUCAGGUAAGUAUUAAACUCUGAGUUGGGAAAAUUAGAGACUGCCAUAGUUGUUACGAUCCUUUGUGGAAAACAUUUUUUAGUUCUGCCAGCAUCUUGGAGGUACAAUUGAAAUAAUUAUCUGCAAUUUCCUAAAAACUUGUCAAGUAAAAUGUUCAGAUGAUAUUAUCGCCAUUUAUCUUGCGCCAACAGAUUCUGUAGCGCUUUACAAUAUUAUGAGAGGGGGGAUUUAACUAUAAAUAAGAUAAUUAUAAUAAAACUUACAGGAGCGAUAGGUUGAAGAGGGCCCUGCUCAAACAAGCUUACAGUGUAUAGGAUGUUCUCUCUAAUGUUUUACUAUCAUUUUUACAUGGCAAGUAUGUUUGAUCACAAUGAUCACAAUGUAAGAUAUUCCUAAUUAGUUGUCAGUAGAGCCCAGCAAUCAUUAGGCAUGCUUACACCAAUUUUAUAUUAAUAAAUUGUGCCUUAUUAGAUUUCCCUUCUUUUUUUUUUUUUAUCAUAUCUAUAUUGGCUUAUUUGGGCUGUUUUCUGAGGAUUUGCGCACAGUAUGUGGAAAGGUAGUGAAGUAUUGUUAUUUCACAUAUAAUGCACUGCAGCUGUGGCGAUAAUAUCAUCUGAACAUUUUACUUGACAAGUUUUUAGGAAAUUGCAGAUAAUUAUUUCAAUUGUACCUCCAAGAUGCUGGCAGAACUAAAAAAUGUUUUCCACAAAGGAUCGUAACAACUAUGGCAGUCUCUAAUUUUCUGAAUGCUGCUUGACCCACACUAAAAACCGAAAUGUUUCCAGCAGCUCAAAUACUGGACUGCCUGGUCAAAUACAAGACACAUGCACCCUGCCUAAAUGCUGCAGGAAAGUGGCUAGGACUCCAGCAGUGACUCGGGCUUGGUCAUUCAGUAAUGCUCUCAAACCAAAAAAUAUUUGUAGGGUAAUUGUUUUGUUAUUCACUAUGUAAUCGAUUUUAAAUUUGGCUUUGACAGAUUUCCUUAGAACUUAGGAUCCAUGCAGCAUUUUCAGUGGUGGCAUAGACCAACACAAACAUUUAUUGUAGACUCAGACGGACAAGCUCACACACCUUAACACACUGUCAUACCUACAUAACCACUCUAACGAUAAUACAACAUUGGCCCCUCUCAAUGCACUUAUUUAACUAAAUACAAUACUUCACACAUGAUCAUAGCUAGCCACACACACAAAUAUAUCCAUAAAGCACCUUUACAUACUUAAUCACACACUUUGGCAUAAGGGGAAGAGGAAUUAGAUAGGCAAGUCCUUGUGCUCUCACAUCAAUGGGGAAGUAGUGUGAGACAGUGUUUUGAUCUCUCCUGGCCGAUAGGAAGCUAAACAAUGGGCAACCGGUAUCAUUUUUAUGGUGUCCAGGAUUUUUCAGCCCCUUGUUUAAUGUUUUAGAUAAAUUUAGAACUUACAGGAUUGUGACAAUAAUGACUUUCUUUAACAUCCUUUCAUUAUAGCAGAAUUAAUUGAGACAUCAAGUUAUUUCAGAAUGUAGUUUGAGGAUAAAUUCAUGUUUUACUUGGGGUUAGUCUAAAUGCCAUAUGAUGAAACUAAUCUUGCUAAUGAGGAGAUGGAAUUUCAAGGAACACUAUAGUCACCUAAAUUACUUUUAGCUAAAUAAAGCAGUUUUAGUGUAUAGAUCAUUCCCCUGCAAUUUUAAAUCACUUUGUUUCUGUUUAUGCAGCCCUAGCCACACCUCUCCUGGCUAUGAUUGACAGAGCCUGCAUGAAAACAGAUGUAAUUUACCUUAAAUAAUUGUAUCUCAAUCUCUAAAUUGAACUUUAAUGCAUACAGAAGGCUCUUGCUGGGUCUAGCAAGCUAUUAACAUAGCAGGGGAUAAAAAAAAAAAUAUUAAACAAACAGAACUUGCAAUAAAAGCCUAAAUAGGGCUCUCUUUACAGGAAGUGUUUAUGGAAGGCUGUGCAAGUCACAUGGAGGGAGGUGUGACUAGGGUUCAUAAACAAAGGGAUUUAACUCCUAAAUGGCAGAGGAUUGAGCAGUGAGGCUGCAGGGGCAUGUUCUAUACACCAAAACUGCUUCAUUAAGCUAAAGUUGUUCAGGUGAUUAUAGAGUCCCUUUCAGCAUUAAUAAUUCUGGUAAGCAGGGAACGAGCCUCAAGAGACCCUUGAUUUUGACCAUGAAUUAGCAAAGGGCACCUGGCUCCUAAUAGCACAAUAAUGUCUACAUACGCAUGCGUUAUGGUGCCCUCCCAAAAAGCAUUUAAAAUGGUAAUUUUAAGUUGUGUCUAAAAAUACAUGUUUGUUUACAGAUGGACCAUUGUCUGCUCUUGUUCUUGCAUGCCUAAGUUUAUUACUUCUGUUUCAGUUAUUCAUUAUACAAGCUGCAGAAUAGUUUGGCAUUUUAUAAAAUGUGAGCGAAUAUUUUACCAAAGCUCUAAUUUGAGGUCUGCAACACUGCACAAUUUGCAAACAUCUGACUAUAAGUUCCUUGUAUCAUAAAGGUAAUUUAGAAAGGAAAUCCAUACACAGCCAUAAAGAGAAAUUAUAUAUAUAUAAAAUUGUGUGACUUAACCUUUUUACAUAUUUUUUUUUUUUUUCCAUGUGUCUAGUCUAAAUAAAUGAUAUUUGCCUAGGUUGGAUUAUUGGAAAAAUCCAUACUUAUUUUCUAUCAAGAGUCGUUCAGACCAGCUCUCGUAAUCUGGUUUACAUAGUAUUGAGCUCUGUUUCAGUUGUUUCUAGUAUACUGUAUAUCUUGAAGCUGCCCAAUAAAAUGUUCAUCUUUGAGACAUGCAUAUCUGCAUUCUGUUGGUACAAGAGGUGUUUAUUAUUUUCAUUCAAUAGCAUACACAACUGACUCAUUUGUCCUCCAAUGAAUUUGAAUAUGAUGAACAAAGAAUAUAAACUAAGAGAUUAAAAAAAAAUCUCAUUUAUUUUUUGUAUCCAACGUUGUUAUACCCAAUUAUUUUUACUUCUAUCUUAUAUUUCAGUGUUUCCAAUUAAGGUGCUUACUUAAAUUCAGAUUGCUUCCACUUUUUAUUAUUUUAAUAAAGAUAAAAACCUUUAAAGUCAAACUAUUUGUUUAGCCGCACAUUUUUGUAUUCUGAUUUUUUUUUUUUUUUUUUUUUUUUUUU